AUGCGAAGGCUUCACGACGAGCUGGAUGCCCUUGGCGCCCUAGACAACACCGUCCUCGUUGUCGCGAGCGAUAACGGUGCUUGCCCGACCGCGGGGGGAUCCAACUACCCCCUGAGGGGGUACAAGCACACCAUCUUCGAGGGAGGGGUCCGUGUACCGGCGUUCGUCUACUCGAAGUCGGCGGACUUGAUUCCGGCGGAGGCGAGAGGCACCAAGUACUCUGGGAUGAUGCACUCCACCGACUGGACUCCGACAUUGGGCAGGGUUGUGCCGGACCUUCCCCUGGGCGAGAUGGGGAAGGAGCUGAGCGGCUUCGACCAAUGGGACGCAAUCAUUGGCGGGGGGAAGGGUGAGGGGGGGGGCGUGCGCACGGAGCUUGUCCUCGGCCGCAGCAGCUACGUGUUUGACCUGGAUGUAGGCGAGAUCGUGAACAACCCCAGCCCGAGAGGAGCGUACAUCUACGAUGGAUGGAAAAUUAUCCUGCUGGAAAGGUGCACUGGGUGGUCGACCUUCAGCCAGGACGACCCUGUCAUCUCAGAAUACCCCGGCUGCGACCUAGAAGACGCUUGCACCAGCUGCACCGUCGAUUGCGGGGGUCCGGAGCUGAUCGAUUUCCUGUUUCACAUCGAUACUGACCCUUAUGAGACGGAGAACCUGAGGGACUCGAUGCCCGAGAAAUUUGCAGAGAUGGUACAGCGGUUCGAGGUGGCGACUACCGAUGAGGUUGUCGCGGAGUACAAGCCGGCUCAGCCGCAGGCUCUGGAGCGAUGGGACGAGUACAACCACUGGAUGGUCGCUUGGCUUUAAGAUAGGACUACUGUAUGCCUACAUAAGAACGAACGUCAGUCACCGGAGUUCAAGCUUCACCGAACGACCUUCAAUCGGAGAUCAAAAGCGGAUGGACCGCCUGUCGUCUCGGCACGUGAUGACCCGGACGAAGCCGGAGGAGUAUUUGUGGACUGUUUGUGGGGCACAAGCGAAUCGGCCCAAGCAUGACGGGCAGCAGGAUACUCACUGUAUUCAUUUUCAUUGUCGGUUUCGUGUCCGUUUCCCGCGGUCUGUUGAUUUAGUCUGCUUCUUGAAAUUAUUUAAAGCACCAAAGAGAGGUCACCCGUUCGAUCGAAGGGAUACAGAUGAAGUAAUGUGUUGUCGUCUGACAGUUACAGAGAUAGAGUGGAGGUUGAAGACCUGCUACCUCAAUAGUGUUUGGAGUUCAAGUGCCCACCGGCCGAUUUGACAUUGUCGAUUGUACGUACCAUACGGCGUGUGACUCGUCGCAUCGAGGAGAUCCGGUGCACAGUUUUUGCCUGUUCUUCCUGCCUUAAACGAAAGGGAACGCAUGGACUCGCUUGUUGCCUGUUCUUCCUGUUGCUACGGCAUGUCCCCCCUGCACCCCUGUUCCCCUGUUCCGUCCGUUGGCUUGUGAGCUGGUACUAUUUAGCUACUCCUCUUCCUUCCGUAAGUUUAGUUUUUGUUGUUCAGGUCAAAAAGGCCAGAGUGGACUACAUACGUUUGAUCUACUUCAAUGACAAGUUGCCUUUUCGCUGGUGGCUGUGGUGGCCUGCCUCUCUCUCUCCCGCCAUUGCUCAUGCUGUUUGCUCAUGCCGUGCCAUCUGUUCCCUCCCAAUCAGGAGUAAGUAGUGUGCUUUUCGUCAGUUUUCACAUGCAGGAAGUAGGUGUGUUUUGAAGUGAGCUAGUACUCGAGGUAUAUGCUACAGUGAGGUCUGCAUGCUGUACGAGAUUAGUGCUCCGUAUCUUGUUAUUAUACUGUCGAUGAUUGGCUUAGGGCUUUUAGAGGAAACAGCAGUAGUAUGCCUGAACAAAACAGCUACGACGAUGGAAUGGUGACAAUCUUUGGUACCAUACACCGCGGUCCGGACACCGUUGUCGUUUUUUCUU
Ectocarpus sp. CCAP 1310/34 is the source of this 1899-nucleotide messenger RNA. Lineage: Eukaryota; Phaeophyceae; Ectocarpales; Ectocarpaceae. The record is from the annotation of a GenBank genome assembly.